AUGAGUGGGUGUACAUUUUUAGGAAACAACCUGGGAUAUGCUUUUAAAAAACUGUCUGUAGAAGGCAGUGAAAAAGACAAAUCACAAACCGGUGUGAAUAGAGCCAGCAAAGGAGGACUGAUCUAUGGGAACUACCUGCACUUGGAAAAAGUUUUAAAUGCACAAGAACUUCAAAGUGAAAUAAAAGGAAAUAAAAUCCAUGAUGAACAUCUUUUUAUCAUAACUCAUCAAGCUUAUGAACUCUGGUUUAAGCAAAUCCUCUGGGAAUUAGAUUCUGUUCGAGAGCUCUUUCAGAAUGGCCAUGUCAGAGAUGAAAGGAAUAUGCUUAAGGUUGUUACUCGGAUGCACCGAGUGGCAGUGAUCCUUAAACUACUGGUACAGCAGUUUUCCAUUCUGGAUACAAUGACAGCCUUGGACUUCAAUGACUUCAGGUGUGUACCCGUGGCAUUUUUAAAAACCGCAGCAUGGCUGGAAAGAACACCAGGUUUAGAGCUACAUGGAUUUAAUUUCUGGGGAAAGUUUGAAAAAAAUAUCAUCAAAGGCCUGGAAGAGGAAUUUACAAGGAUUCAGGCUAACGAAGAGUCAGAGGAAAAAGAGGAACAGAUGGCUGAAUUUCAGAAACAAAAAGAGGUGUUACUGUCCUUAUUUGAUGAGAAACGUCAUGAACAUCUCCUUAGUAAAGGUGAAAGACGAAUGUCAUACAGAGCACUUCAGGGGGCAUUGAUGAUAUAUUUUUACAGGGAAGAACCUAGGUUCCAGAUCCCUUUUCAGCUGCUGACUUCUCUCAUGGAUAUAGACACACUCAUGACCAAAUGGAGAUAUAACCACGUGUGCAUGGUGCACAGAAUGCUGGGCAGCAAAGCUGGUACUGGUGGGUCCUCAGGCUACCAAUAUCUGCGCUCAACUGUGAGUGACAGGUACAAGGUGUUUGUAGAUUUAUUUAACCUUUCAACAUAUCUGGUUCCCCGACACUGGAUACCGAAGAUGAACCCCAUCAUUCACAAAUUCCUUUACACGGCUGAAUACUGCGAUAGCUCCUACUUCAGCAGUGAUGAAUCAGAAUAA
Messenger RNA from Galeopterus variegatus (Sunda flying lemur), 1065 nucleotides. It is a transcript of the gene TDO2, whose product is annotated as tryptophan 2,3-dioxygenase. Gene Ontology annotation, molecular function: metal ion binding; L-tryptophan 2,3-dioxygenase activity; heme binding. Bases 1 to 1065 code for a protein of 354 amino acids. The transcript is spliced from 11 exons. The record is from RefSeq and is a predicted model, not a curated record. NCBI's taxonomy places the organism in Eukaryota, Metazoa, Chordata, Mammalia, Dermoptera, Cynocephalidae.